AUGUCUGACCUCAAGGAAGUUAACUCCGAGGUUGUUGGCACGUCGAGCUCCGACAUUCAGCAUCCAGCCAGAACAGCAACUCGGAAGUCGACGCGGACCAAGCCAUCCUCGAUUCCAAAAUCAACAUCUCCCUCCGGUCCUGUCGAAGCGCUGACUCGGAACGCGGACGAGCCACGCAAGAGUAAUGUGACAGGCGGCGUCAAGCGAAGGCGAUCGAUCAGCAAUGCAGCUCCAUCUCGCAAGCAUCCCGGUCAGACCUCGGCCGUAGAUGAGCUUGACGAACAAGAUGAAGCACCAAGUCGCAGGUCUAAGAAGCCCUCUACCCAAGAUUCCAAGACGUCGCCCGCAAAGGGCAACAGCAAGAGCAAAGGCAAGGAUGUCGACAAGCAAGAGAAGAAGCCCAAGAAGAUGACAAAGGCUGCGAUGGAGCGUGCCAAACUCGAAGAGCUUCGCAGCGACGACCACUUUGGCAAACUCGAUGAUGCUGUCAUCAAACGCAUCGUCAAAGUGAGCCUCGAGCGCAUGUACCUGAUUCACCGCUUUCGCAAUGGCACUCGGCUGCGAGAGGAAUUCGACAUUAGUGGCUCCAAAGGCAACGUGUACAAGGUUACACUGGAUCGCCAGGUUAAUUGCAGCUGCAUGGACUUUGCGCUUCGGCAUCAAGUCUGCAAACACCUCAUGUUCGUCUAUAUCAAAGUUCUACGGCUCCAAGGCCACUUGCCUGUCUUCUCGCGCAUCCGCCUAACCGAACAAGAACUCAACCAAGUCUUUGACGAAGCUCUGGAAAACCCGACAGAGCAGGCAAUGGCCAAUCCUGAGCUCCGCAAAGCGUGGGAGAGCGCGGUAGGAUAUCGACCCGACCACGUCGACUCUGAGUCAAACGAGAACGCAGCACCUAGCGGUAAGCGUCUCAUCCCAGAAGAAGGUGACGUCUGCGGAGUCUGUUAUGAGGAUCUGGAAGCUGGCAGCGUGGAGGGACUCGAGUUCUGUCUGAAAUCGUGCGGACGCCCCAUUCACACAGACUGUCUCGAAACUUGGCUCAAUUCGCGCGGUUUGGAUCGGACGUGCAUCUGGUGUCGAGCCAGGUGGCACGACCCCGCUGAGCUGCACGCGGAUAGCAGGAAGGCCAAUGGCUAUGGCAUCGGUUUGGGCACUCGUGGAACUGUCGUCGAUGCCACUGGCAGACAGCUCAACCUUGCUGCUGCUGUCGGCCUCGGUGGCCCUGCUCCCUGA
Molecule: messenger RNA, 1233 nt
Organism: Mycosarcoma maydis (corn smut)
Lineage: Eukaryota; Fungi; Basidiomycota; Ustilaginomycetes; Ustilaginales
Exons: 1
Coding region: 1-1233 (410 amino acids)
Molecular function (GO): ubiquitin protein ligase activity; zinc ion binding
Source: RefSeq, a predicted model, not a curated record